UAGUGGAUCCUUUCAAGACAGUAGAAUUUGAGACUCUGUGUUUUGCCAUACCCUGGACAUAUUUUGCUCCUUUUUUGAAAUGUACUUUUGUACUCAGUGAACUGGGCAGUCCAGCCUGUGGAUUACUGACAACUACAGCUCGAAGGAACUGGACCCUCCACCUUGAGAUACUAUGGCCUUGACCCAAGAAUCGAGCAAACAAGCCAAACUGAAAGAAGUAGCAGGGGUCCCCUUGCAGGCUGCAAUUGUGGACAACUGGAAGCAGAUUCAGACCUUUAAGGCCAAGCCAGAUGACCUCCUCAUUUGUACUUACCCUAAAUCAGGGACAACAUGGAUCCAGGAAAUCGUGGACAUGAUUGAGCAGAGGGAUGUAGAGAAGUGCCAGCGAGUCAUCAUUCAUCACCGGCAUCCGCUUAUUGAGUGGGCACGGCCACCCCAGCCAUCAGGUGUGGAUAAAGCCAAUGAGAUGCCAGCUCCAAGGAUACUAAGGACUCAUCUUCCCACUCAGCUGCUGCCACCAUCUUUCUGGACAAAUAACUGUAAGUUCCUUUAUGUGGCUCGAAAUGCGAAAGACUGCAUGGUUUCCUAUUACCACUUCUAUAGGAUGAGUCAGGUGCUCCCAGAUCCGGGUACCUGGGAUGAGUAUUUUGAAACCUUCAUCAAUGGAAAAGUAAGUUGGGGAUCCUGGUUCGACCAUGUGAAAGAAUGGUGGGAAAUACGAGACAGACACCAGAUUCUCUUCCUCUUCUAUGAAGAUUUGAAGAGGAACCCAAAGCAUGAAAUCCAGAAGGUAAUGCAGUUCAUGGGGAAAAACUUGGAUGAAGCAGUACUGAAUAAAAUCGUCCAGGAGACAUCAUUUGAGAAAAUGAAAGAGAAUCCUAUGACAAAUCGUUCUACGGUACCCAAAGCUAUCCUGGACCAAUCCAUAUCUCCUUUCAUGAGAAAAGGAACUGUGGGUGAUUGGAAGAACCACUUUACUGUGGCCCAGAAUGAGAGGUUUGAUGAAAUCUACAGGCAAAAGAUGGAAGGAACUUCUAUAACCUUCAACAUGGAACUCUGAUGAAGAUGUGAAGACAGACGCCAAGAACAUGGAAGCUGCCUGCAAGCCUCAACCCAGCCAAAAGAAACCCUGAAAGCAUACUGUAAAUGCCAAGGAUCACGGCUCAGACUCUGUGAUUAUUAACAUCACAUUACCAUUUUACAAAAUCAGAUCAUGUCCAAUGUAUAGUUUAUACAUGACUCAGUACAAAUCAGGAAGAUAGUUUAAUUUGUUAGGAAAAACAUAAACUUUAAUGCUAUAAAAUUUAAGUUUGCAUUUUUCUAAGAGGUAUAUAUUAUGUUCUCGCUCUGAAAUAACUACCUUAAGUACAACCACACAAAUAUCAGAGAUCAUCUGUAUGAAUGUAAAUGAAAUUCCUAAUGUCUUCCUGCUCAAUCAGAGUGUUCUUUGUUACAACAGGAAGAAUCAGUCUGCAGCCUGCUUAUGAGAACACGCAGGAGGAAAAUGAGGGAAGGUGCAAGGAGGUGUCAGAAAGUCAAACCUUAAUAGAGGGAAUUCUAGUUAUGGGUCAUAAAAGAAACAAAAAGAAAGCAUGAAGGCAGUCUUUGGGGAACCCAAAUUAUGUCUUGAUAAAAGCAGAAUAGAGGCAUUGUUGGGGCUGAAAUGAGAUAUCACGAAAACAAUAUGAAUUGGAGAGAUUUAUUUGGGGGAA
Molecule: messenger RNA, 1712 nt
Organism: Acomys russatus (golden spiny mouse)
Lineage: Eukaryota; Metazoa; Chordata; Mammalia; Rodentia; Muridae
Product: sulfotransferase 1C2-like
Biological process (GO): sulfation
Cellular component (GO): cytoplasm
Molecular function (GO): sulfotransferase activity
Source: RefSeq, a predicted model, not a curated record